Messenger RNA from Brienomyrus brachyistius, 2219 nucleotides. RefSeq names its product U6 snRNA-associated Sm-like protein LSm1. Gene Ontology annotation, cellular component: Lsm1-7-Pat1 complex; P-body. The record is from RefSeq and is a predicted model, not a curated record. The coding region runs from base 128 to 529 and encodes 133 amino acids. Gene Ontology annotation, biological process: deadenylation-dependent decapping of nuclear-transcribed mRNA. Gene Ontology annotation, molecular function: RNA cap binding. The transcript has 4 exons. NCBI's taxonomy places the organism in Eukaryota, Metazoa, Chordata, Actinopteri, Osteoglossiformes, Mormyridae.
UCAAGUUUGUACUUCCUGUGUAGGAAGGGGGUACACAUUUGAAUGAUUCAUGGCCUGAAAAGUAGACUUAUCGCACAUAUUUAACGAUAUAUUGUUAAAUAGCAUCGUGCGAAUAUUAUUCUUCAUAAUGAAUUACAUGCCAGGGACAGCUAGCCUCAUUGAGGAUAUUGACAAGAAACAUCUUGUUCUCCUCCGAGAUGGAAGGACGCUAAUCGGAUUUCUAAGAAGUAUCGACCAGUUUGCUAAUUUAGUUUUACAUCAAACUGUGGAGCGCAUACAUGUUGGGAAAAAGUAUGGAGACAUUCCAAGAGGCAUCUUCAUUGUUAGAGGGGAAAAUGUUGUUCUGCUUGGGGAAAUUGACCUGGAGAAGGAGCAUGACACUGUCCUGCAGCAGGUGUCCAUUGAGGAAAUUCUGGAGGAGCAGAGGUUACAACAGCAAGCUAAGCAGGAGAUGGAGAAGGCCAAGACGCAGGCCCUAAAACUGAGAGGACUGUCCAUCCCCCGAGUUGACAUGCUAGAUGAAUACUGAGAAUCUCUGCUGUAGGGUUUUCAGUUUUAAAAUUGGACUGAAUCGCAACCUGCAAAUGAAACCUCUGGGGGGGGGGAUAAGAAGACCACAUGAACAAAUUGGACAUUUGAUGAAAACGAGAUCUGGCAUUGAUGUUUGGACAGUGGUUAUUCACAUCUGUUUUAUAUGCUACUUCAGGUGAAGGCAACCUUUGCAGAAGUUUUUUUUAAUUUUAUUUUCCUUUUGAGAAGCAAUCAAAAUCAAGCCUUUAAAAUCAGAAAAUGAAUUAAGUGUGGCUUGUGUAAAUUGUUGCUGAUGUUAAAAGUUAUCCUGCAGAUGAGAACACAUAAUACUAUCAAAAGUAGGGUAGGGACACACAGGUUGUAUUAAAGAUGUUAUGCACCUCUGGGAAAUAGUAUACUUAUGAUAUUUAAUGCAACCACAACAAAUACAUAUUACAGUCAUCUGAGUUUUGGUUGCAAACAGUUCUGGCUUAACUAGUGCUGUUCCUGCUUAAUUUAUCAUAGACUGUGCUGAUGCACAUGUAACAUCAAGAACUUACAUUGAAAGGAACAGAAUGUGUGGUUUGAGGUCUAAGCAUUGGCCCUGACUUGAUCUGAAUGAGAAGGUAUAUUACAGUUGGUUCAGAGCUCUACUUCUAUUGAUGGUGUAUUGUUUUUUAAACAAAAAGUCAGGAUUGCAAGUGAUUCUGGAUGAUGGUCUGAUAACUGCAUGGCGCUUGGUGCUCAUCUUAAGUGUGAAGCACUUCCGUAUUUAUGCUGAAAUAUGCAUACACCCAGUCCGAAUGCUAUACAAGAGCAUUCAUCAUCUGCCUUUUUCACUCUGUCACUGAGUGCCGAUUGUAGUUACUGCAUUGUUGUGGCAGUCAAGGUCCAGCCUGAUUAUGGCUAAAAGUGCCACAGAGAUGUUUGUUCAGUAACGCUUUAUAUUAACUGCACCUUCAUAAUGCCUUUAUAUCGCAUUCAUAAAAUGUUUGGUCCACCUUCAUAAUGUAUUCAUUAAGUAUUCAUAAAAGAUUCAUAAACAUCAUGCAUGUAUACCUUAACUUCCGAACAUCCCUUAACAGCUGUAAUAUACAUUAAUAGGAAACAUUACAUGAUUAUACAAUUAUAAUGUUUGUUAUUAUGUAAUGUUUCCUAUUAAUGAAUAUUACAGCUGUUAAGGGACGUUAGGAUGUUAAGGUGUACUUGCAUGAUGCUUAUGAAUGUUCUAUGAAUGCAUUAUGAAUGUGCACUGAAUGUUCUAUGAAUGCAUUAUGAAGGUGCACUGAAUGUUCUAUGAAUGCAUAACAUGCAUUAUGAAGGUGCACUUAAUGUAAAGCGUUACCAUUUGUUCUUUUUGCUGCUUUGACAAUAAUUCAUUGGCUUUCCCCUACUACACGAGUCCUAUUUCAUUAUUUGAACGUGUAGAACAUAUGAUGCUGAACAUUAUUCAUUUCCAAGAACUUUCUUGUUUCGUUGGAACAGUGGCUUAAAAUUCGGUCGGAAAUGUAGAAGAAUGUUGCUAUGAUUGCAGAUAUAUGAAAUGUAUUAAAAACUGUGUUACUUGGUUUCUGCCAACAGGGGGCGCCUAAAUUCACAGUUCAGUAUUUUCCAUCAUCAUAAGUUCCAGGGUAAAGGGGUUCUGGUUAAAUGAUGUCAGCUGAAGCUCCUUACUAUUACAUUAAAUUUUAAAAUUUCAUCUCCCUUUA